AUGGCCUCCAAGGAUAUCUGGACCGUGAUCUCCACGGAGGACUCAACCAAGAAGCCACCAAAAGCAGCGGAUGGUGCUGAAGGCGAAGCAGUCGAGAAACUUAUGGCUGUCCCAACACCUGAGGAGCGUGACACCUUUACACUAAUUGUCGGUCCUCGUGGAUCUGGCAAAACCUCACUCACAGCCAAUUUCCGCAAUUCAUCAAAAGCCGAGGAGAUCAAGCCAACCACCGCGUUAGACUACGUGUUCGUUCGACUGCGUACUGCUGGACGACCGUCAGUAGCGCACAUGUGGGAAUUAGCGAGUACCAAAUGUGUAAACGAAAUGAUCAAAGUCCCACUAGGACCGGAGCGUGUCUUGAAUGGGGCGCUGGUGAUUGUACUGGAUCUGUCGGCUCCUGGAGACGUCGUGGCGGCAUUGGUGAAGUGGUUAACCACACUUUACACAGUUGUAAAAGAGGUUCUGAAGGCUAAAGAGAAGAAUCCAGUGGACAAGUUCGCUGUUGAUGCGCUUAAACACGACGCCAUGGCACGGUAUGGCAACGGACACCCAGACAGGGAUGAAGUCGCACCUUUACCUUUGCCAGUACUGGUAGUAGGCAACAAAUACGACACGUUUCGAGACGAGGACUCAAUCAAGCGCAAAGGGAUCACUCAGGCAGUAAGGUAUCUCUCACAUAUGUACGGAGCCAGCGUCCUGUUCACCAGUAUGAAGGACAAGAACCUCGUGACACAAUUCCGAUCAAUCAUGAAGGGGUUUGCGUUCCGAGCCAUGGCUCGAGGUGCCAGUAAAGAGGUCGAUCCCGCCAAACCAUUAUUCGUGCCAGCAGGAGCUGAUCUAUUCGAGGAUAUUGGUGUUCCAAAGAGCGCAGCGUGGCGUCAAGAUCGAUUCGGGAAAGAUCAACAUGAAGAAAAAGCUCGACAAUGGAUCAAGAUUGCAAGCGAGUAUUAUCCGCCGUCAGCUAAUGCAAGUGAAGACCUGCUUACUCAGAAAGAAUUAAGCGAGCAAGAUGAUAAAGACGGCGAGGAAUCGUCGAAUCAAUUCCCUGAGCCAAACAUCGAUCGUGCACGGCAGCAGAAACAGGAGGAGCUGCGUCGAUACCGCGACAACCGCCGGAAAGCACAAGAACGCAAGUCCCGUGGUGCGUGAGACUCCACGUCAAUAUAAAGAGGACUCUUUUGCACCUACUGAAUCAAUAAACGACUCGAAAUUCUCGAGUAAAGCCCUCAAUACUGCAGAAAGUGUGCCUAUUAGCAUUCAAUUAUGCAGCACCCC
This is a messenger RNA of Phytophthora nicotianae INRA-310, 1275 nucleotides long. RefSeq lists its product as hypothetical. Bases 1 to 1149 code for a protein of 382 amino acids. The record is from RefSeq and is a predicted model, not a curated record. The transcript has 2 exons. Gene Ontology annotation, cellular component: axoneme; ciliary basal body; cytoplasmic dynein complex. Gene Ontology annotation, molecular function: dynein heavy chain binding. Gene Ontology annotation, biological process: intraciliary transport involved in cilium assembly; intraciliary retrograde transport. NCBI's taxonomy places the organism in Eukaryota, Oomycota, Peronosporomycetes, Peronosporales, Peronosporaceae.